Limulus polyphemus (Atlantic horseshoe crab) is the source of this 1341-nucleotide messenger RNA. Its product is annotated as lipoma HMGIC fusion partner-like. The coding region runs from base 451 to 1062 and encodes 203 amino acids. Gene Ontology annotation, cellular component: membrane. Lineage: Eukaryota; Metazoa; Arthropoda; Merostomata; Xiphosura; Limulidae. The record is from RefSeq and is a predicted model, not a curated record. The transcript is spliced from 3 exons.
AUACGGUCAAAACGCAGCGACUUGCCCUAACGAACUACGGCAGGCAAGCUAGUAGACUAACGCGGUGUAAACUCUGGUUGUCACCGCUAGCUAACAGACGCCUUUCUUCGCUCCUCGCAGCAAGUCACGCUGUAUCGCCUGUACCGACGAAGUUAGUUAGCGUCGAUACCAUAACAUAUUCUAGACAGACGUUUUAUCACCUGUUUAUAUAGUUACUCACUUAUUUGCCUGAUUUCUGUACCCCAAAGAGUUCAUAUUGUUGAAGAUGAAAUGAGUUGUUUUUGUUUUAUUUCUAUUCUGGAAGAUAACAAAGUUUCUUGAUUCAUUCCACUUUAGAAGUUUGUAGUUUUUCCGUUCAGCAACUUGUUUUAUAGCUGAUAUUCCUGCUAGAAACGAAGAGCACUUCGUUGAGAAGAAAAGAAUUACUAUUAUUGUCCCGAGUCUUAUAAGAUGCCCGUACUUGCAAGUAGCCUCACAGCCACAGGUGUUUUCUGGGCUUCUCUUUCUCUAGCGGCUGCCAUUCUGAACUGUGCUGGUUUCUAUUUGCCCUUCUGGUUCCAGGGUGCCUUGUUCAACUCCACCGAGGUAUCUUUUGGCUCCUUCAGGCGUUGCAGCUAUCCACGAAUGAAUGAGGACGGAGGAGUUCAGAUAAUCCACGAGUGCGGCCGCUACACCACCUUCCACGAUAUUCCUAGUGUUUCAUGGCAAAUUACCACGAUUUCCGUUGGAGUCGGGGCUGCCACUUCACUUCUCGUGGCCUUCACAGCUUUGGCAGCGUGCUGCGUGGCAGACGUAGUGACUAAGCGAGUAGCACGUGCCUUGGGUCUGGUUCAGGUCCUGACGGCUAUUGUAAUCAUCAUUGGUUGCACAAUCUAUCCUAAUGGCUGGGGGACCAGAGAAGUCCAGGAGGUAUGCGGAGGAAUAUCCGAUUCUUACUAUCUUGGAACUUGUCAGCUGUCGUGGUCAUUCUACUUGAUGGGAGCUGGCGUGGCUAUGCUGUUUUCCUGUGCCGUCUUAUCUCUUUGGGCUUCUCGGAUCAAGCCGCACUCUUACCGGAUAUGACCUAUGGGAAGGGACUUCGUAAGGGUCUGAGAUUCGUGAAAACAGAACUUUCGGUAUUUUCAAAGUGAAUAACGCGAAAGUAAUAAAAUGUGAUAGGUUUAUAAUUCAGUAUUUCUUAGCUUUAUGACAGCUUCAACAAUGACCGAAAGAAAAUGCCAUUGUUGUAUAAGGAAACUUUAAUAACCUUAAAACUACGCCGAUUAGCGAUUAUUUUAGGUUUUAAAGAAAAACAAACAAACAAACGCCGCUUAUCAAAGCACACUGUUGAUUUUAAUAGAC